GCAACUUGUUAGACUGUGUUGCGCCGACGUAAGGCCACUAUAAACAUAAGGAUGAAAAAAUACCUUGCCUAUGGUUUUAAGAUUUACCUUCUUUGAUACAGAUCAUGCUCAUUGCUAACCAGAAUGAACCUGGGAAAUUUGCAGCAUGAAUUGUGGCUGGAGCGCUAUGCUGUGGCUGAAAAUGAGGUCACCAGUUGUCCCACGAUUUGAAUAACCAGACGCAUUUUGGUAUGACACACAACCUGCCUUCUGAACUUCCGCUGGUGUUUAACUUCAGUUGAGAUAUUAUUCGCCCUGAUUCUUCGAUCAAGUCAGUUUUGGUUUAGGACAUACCGACCACUAUGGCGAGCGAUAGUCAUCCCCGCGGCCUCCGCUGGCGCUCCAACACUUUCUUCAUCAUAUCUACCGUGGCGUUGGGUCUGUUCACCGAUCUCUUCCUCUACGGCCUCGUCGUUCCGGUGCUUCCAUUCAUGCUUCGUGACAGGCUAGCAGUCCCAGAAGAUGAGAUCCAGUCCCACGUAUCCGGCUUGUUGACGGUCUAUGCCGGUGUACAGCUCUUGUCUUCGGUCCCAAUUGGCUGGUUGGCAGAUCGCACCCAAUCAAGACAAUCUCCAUUCUUGUGCGGCUUAGUAGCACUAACAGCAGGAACUAUCAUGCUUGCAUUAGGGCAAAACAUUGCGGUCAUGGUCAUCGCGAGAGCGCUGCAGGGCGUCAGUGCGUCUGUUGUGUGGACCAUCGGUCUUGCCAUGGUGCUUGAUACAGUGGGCACAGAGCACCUUGGCAAAACCAUGGGUACGAUAUUCUCAACGAUAUCGGUGGGCACACUGGUCGCUCCUGUUCUGGGUGGGUUACUCUACGACAAAACCGGUUUUGGAGGUGUCUUUGGGCUUGCUGUCGGCAUUAUUGUCAUUGACUUUAUUAUGCGGCUGCUGAUGAUCGAGAAGAAAACGGCAGCCAAGUAUGACAGCACGCUUGCCCGCGGCGCCACCAAUCCAAGGCAGCACGAAACCACGAAUGAUGAUGGAGAGAUAGAUAAUGCGCAUGAGCAAGACGCGUUGCUACCAAGGACAAGGGAUGAGGCCUACAAGAUCAAGAACAAACCCAACAAGCUAGUUCGAUCAGUACCAAUCCUCUACUGCUUGCGGAAUCCGAGGCUACUCAUGGCAUUUGCAUUAUCCUUGGUUCAAGCGACCUUACUAGCAGUGUUCGAUUCAACUAUCCCCACGGAAGCACAGUCACUGUUUGGGUUCAACUCAUUGAAAGCAGGACUACUCUUCAUCGCUUUGGAUAUCCCGUACCUGGUUUUCGGUCCUGUUGCAGGAUGGGCUGUAGACAAGUAUGGUACCAAGCCAGCAGCCGUCAUCGGCUUUGCUUGGCUAGUUCCUGCCUUGGUCCUCUUGCGUUUACCCACAGAGGGUUUGGAACACGGCACGAAUAACGUCGCACUCUACUGCGCCAUGCUCGCUUUGAAUGGCGUCGGUUUGGCAGUCAUUGGCUCGCCCAGCUUUGUCGAAGCGAGUGAGGUGGUGCAGAAAUAUGACCAAGCAAAUCCGGAGUUCUUUGGUGCAAACGGACCGUACGCCCAGCUUUAUGGUUUCAGCUCCAUGUUCUUUUGUGCUGGUUUGACUGUCGGACCAGUCUUGAGCGGCGCGCUCAAGGACUCUAUCGGGUAUGGUAAUAUGAACAUCGUAUUUGCCGCGGUGGCGGCUGUCACAUCAGUACUGUCGUUCCUCAUUAUUGGGGGGAAGCCGAAGGUUUGGCGACGUAGAUAGAGGAGCAACUUAUCAAAAUAUCAAACAUGCUCAGUAUA
Molecule: messenger RNA, 1810 nt
Organism: Truncatella angustata
Lineage: Eukaryota; Fungi; Ascomycota; Sordariomycetes; Amphisphaeriales; Sporocadaceae
Product: major facilitator superfamily domain-containing protein
Exons: 2
Coding region: 342-1772 (476 amino acids)
Biological process (GO): transmembrane transport
Molecular function (GO): transmembrane transporter activity
Source: RefSeq, a predicted model, not a curated record